UACAAUACAACAAUGCCUCGAAAUCGAGCGUUCUCAGAACCUGAGUAUUCGGCUGAGUACUCUGCAGAUUACUCUGUCAGCUUGCCUUCUGAUCCGGAGCAUGGAGUUGGCCGGACACAUGAAGUCACUGUGCGGAGUUCGGGUUGUUGCCUUUGCUUGCCACGUUUUAUGCGACUUACCUUUGCUCCAGAAUCAUUGGAAAACCUCUAUCAGACAUAUUUUCGUCGACAGCGCCAUGAAACGUUAUUGGUUUUAGUUGUCUUUGCUGCUCUAUUUGACUGCUAUGUCAUUGUCAUGUGUGCAGUGGUUUAUACCAAUGACAAGUUAGCCUCUACAUUGGUGGCAGCGGUGGGAUUGUUGGCCCACAUCUUGCUCUUUAUCCUGUGCAGGUUUGGCCUUUUGCCUGACCGCAUUGCCAGAAAAUUUGUCCCUUAUAUUUUGUGGAUAUUGAUUGCUGCUCAGAUUUUCUCAUACCUUGGCCUAAACUUUGCUCACUUCCAUGAGGCUAGUGACACUGUUGGAUGGCAGGCUUUCUUCGUCUUUUCUUUUUUUAUCACUUUGCCCCUCAGGCUCACACCAAUUGUUCUGAUCACCACUGUGUCAUGUGGAAUUCAUACCUUGGUUCUUGGAGUAACUAUAGCCCAGCAACAGCAAGAUUCUAUCAAUGGCAACAUAUUGCUGCGGCAGAUCUUGUCCAAUGUAGCCAUCUAUCUGUGCACCAUCACUGUCGGCAUCAUGUCUUACUAUAUGGCGGACAGGAAGCACCGUAAAGCCUUCUUGGAAGCGCGGCAAUCACUGGAGGUCAAAUUAAACCUGGAAGAACAAAGUCAACAGCAGGAACGUCUGCUGCUGUCCAUCCUGCCCAAACAUAUUGCCGAUGAAAUGCUUAAUGAUAUGAAGAAAGACAAGCAACAGAAGGAACUGCAGCAGUUUAACACCAUGUACAUGUACCGGCACGAGAACGUCAGCAUACUUUUUGCAGACAUUGUUGGCUUCACCCAGCUGUCAUCGUACUGUACUGCACAUGAGCUGGUCAAGUUGUUAAAUGAAUUGUUUGCCCGUUUUGACAAGUUGGCAGCAAAAUACCACCAACUUCGGAUCAAGAUCCUGGGUGACUGUUACUACUGCAUCUGCGGCCUGCCGGACUACAGGGAAGAUCACGCUGUCUGCUCUAUUUUGAUGGGACUGGCCAUGGUUGAUGCCAUAUCAUAUGUGAGGGAGAAGACAAAAACUGGAUGGACCAUGCGUGUUGGAGUUCACACAGGAACUGUCAUUGGUGGAGUCUUGGGGCAGAAACGUUGGCAGUAUGAUGUGUGGUCAACGGAUGUCACCCUAGCGAACAAGAUGGAGGCUGGCGGUAUCCCUGGGCGGGUCCAUAUCUCGCAGAGCACAUAUGACUGCUUAAAGGGAGAGUUUGAAGUGGAGCCGGGAGAAGGAGGGACGCGAUGUGACUAUCUCAGAGAGAAAGGCAUCAUCACCUAUCUUAUUGGCUUACCAAAGCAGCCAGUAAAUAAGAAUGGCAUAAAUGGGGUGAAGCUGUCGCUGACGUCAUCCCACGGAAAUUCCCCACAGCUGAUUAACACCAAGGAUUGCAAUGGCAGCAUCCACACAACCUGCACCACCCCUGAUGAGAACGAGGAGCUGGAUACCAGGGUGGUGAAUCCAUCAUUCCCCAACCCUCGUAGGCGACUGCGCCUUAGAGACUUGGCUGAGAGAGUCAUAGAUGCCCAGCAGAAUGAGCAAGAACUGAACAAGCUGCUGAACGAGGCCUUAUUGGAGAGAGAAACUGUGCAAGUGCUGAAAGGAAAGUACACAUACCGCUUGUCCAUGCGCUUCAUUAAUCCUGAGAUGGAGACACGUUUCUCUGUGGAGAAGGAAAAGCAGAGUGGCGCGGCCUUCAGUUGUUCCUGUGUGGUUCUUCUGUUCACAGCAAUAGUGCAAAUGCUCAUAGAUCCCCUACUGGUGGCUAAUUAUGUGACUUUUAUCAUUGGUGAAAUCCUUCUGUUGGUUUUGACUGUCUGCUCACUUGCCGCUAUCUUUCCUAGGGUUUUCCCUAAGAAGUUAGUGGCCUUUUCCACCUGGAUUGAUCGAACAAGGUGGGCUCGGAACACGUGGGCAAUGUCGGCCAUUUUUAUUCUCACUAUGGCAGAUAUCGUGGAUAUGCUCAGCUGUUUGCAGACAUAUUCCAGCAACCUCAAUGUGACUACAGAGGACACUGGUUGGGGCUGUGUGGAGAACCCCAAAUAUUACAGCUACAUCGCUGUACUAGCUCUCAUCGCUACCAUCAUGUUAGUACAGGUCAGCCAUAUGGUGAAGCUCACCCUCAUGCUCAUGAUUACAAUCGCUGUGGGUGUGGUCAACAUUUAUGCAUGGAGGCCAAUAUUUGAUGAUUACGACCACAAACGUUUCAACAGCUACGUGACAUUUUUGGUUCCCUCGAAAUACUCAAUGACAGUGAUGAUCUUUGUGAUGAUGCUAAGUUUUUACUACUUUGCACGACACGUAGAAAAGUUGGCCAGGACAUUAUUUCUAUGGAAGAUUGAUGUCCAUGAUCAAAAGGAGAAGGUGUAUGACAUGCGGCGCUGGAAUGAAGCCCUGGUAACAAACAUGUUGCCUGAGCAUGUAGCCAGGCACUUCUUGGGCUCCAAGAAACGAGAUGAGGAGUUAUACAGCCAGUCCUAUGAUGAAAUUGGAGUCAUGUUUGCCUCUAUCCCUAACUUCUCAGACUUUUACACAGAAGAAAGCAUCAACAACGGCGGCAUUGAGUGCCUGAGGUUCUUGAAUGAGAUCAUCUCGGAUUUUGAUGCAUUAUUGGAUGAUCCCCAAUUUCGUUGUAUCACAAAGAUAAAGACUAUCGGUAGCACAUAUAUGGCAGCUUCAGGAGUUACCCCAGACCCUAACUCUAAUGGCUACAACACAAUCAAGAAAGAGGAAAUCUCUGACAAGGAGAGGUGGCAGCAUCUGGCGGAUCUGGCAGACUUCGCUUUAGCCAUGAAAGUGACUCUAAUGAACAUUAAUUACCAGUCGUUUAACAAUUUCAUGCUGCGUAUAGGUUUGAAUAAAGGCGGAGUGCUGGCUGGGGUUAUUGGUGCUCGUAAGCCACAUUAUGAUAUCUGGGGAAAUACAGUGAAUGUAGCAAGCAGAAUGGAGUCGACGGGAGUCAUGGGGAAUAUACAGGUUGUGGAGGAAACACAUGAUGUCCUUAAGGAAUAUGGCUUUAGGUUUGUACGGAGAGGACCUAUUUACGUGAAGGGCAAAGGUGAACUACUCACAUUUUUCAUGAAAGGUCGGGACAAGCAAGGGUCCUUCAUCAAUGGCUCUUCAGUUACCCUCCCUCAUCAAGUAGUGGACAACUCUUGAUAGAUGAUCUGCACGUGAAACAGAUCGUACAAAGAAAGUAGUCACACACUGAAGUCAGUGCCGACAGACACGGGUUAAGGAACUUCAGAAAUCAACAUAUUUACACAAGGAGAAAAACAACUUUAAAACCAUAAAUAUAAACGUUUAUUUACAUUUUUUCUUUCUGGAGUUGCCUUUUAAACGUUUCUGCUUCAGUCUCUGGCAUUUUAGUUUGUGGAUCUUGAGAUGGAAAAGGGUUUGUUUCCCUCUUGACUACAAAGCGUUAGUGUCCGCCUAUAUACAGAGAGAACAUCCAGCUUGUGGAACUGAAACGUUACAUGGAAUAGCAUUACGCAGUUUAAAUAAAAUAUGCUGUUUUUGUAAGAAAAAUGAUAAAGGAAAAUGAAGACUGAUCUGAAAAAAAUCCAAGGAGCAUAAACAUGAGGUUGUGCUAAUGCUGCCAACUGCAUAGAAUUCUUCUGAUGGAGGAACCAAGAUCCUCAGUACAAUGGCACAGAUACAACCCUAAACAGGAUUACUGUAGUUUAAUAACCUGUCAAUGUAGUUAGGAGGAAAUUGAAGAGAGUGCAAUAUAUUUAAUUAUAUUUGGAUACAACAACAAAAUAUUUUAAAAUAAUAAUAAUCAUCAGAUGAAUACAUACAUAGAUUGUAAAAGAUUUUUGUUUAACUUUUACUCACCAAAAUAUUAUAUCUAUACACACACAAGUAAUAUAAAAUGUAUAUUUUUACUUGUUGGUUAGUAUUUCAAUUCUAAAUACUACCCCUACAUUACCUUCUGCAAUGGCUUUAAUUAAGAAAUGCAAGAUUGCAAGUGUUGAUACAAGAAUAUGACUGUUUAUUAAAUCUUAAUAUUUUGGCAAACCUCCAGUCUAUUUUCCGGUUACAAAAGAAUUUUAUAUAUAAAAAAAAAAUCAUCUGUUGUGUUUAUUUUAUUCCCUUUAGAAGCCCUUCCUCGCUAGAAAUACACUUCCUAGUCCAAUUCUAGAGAACUCUCUGCUUCAAAAACGUUAUUAUACAAUAACAUUUCUUAUAGGGCCAUUUUUUUUUUGCUACAGCCCUAAAGAAAAAUAGCCGCCUUAUAUAAAGGUUUAUAGUUGGACAGAGGGGAUGGGUAACAAGUUAUAUAUAAAUGCUUGCAACAGGCUUUAUUUUGUUUAUUUUCUUUUAGAUCUAUAUUUUUUACAAAUAUUAAAAUAUAUAUAUAUAUAUGAAUUCUGAAGAUGCGCUGUAGCUACGUAAGACAACUUUUGAUGACGGGAUAUCUAGUUUUGAAAUUCCAUAUCUCCAAAAGCCUUUUGUAAGGUAUAAUGCUCGGUUUUGGGGAAGUGAAAUUAUCUAACAAUUGCCAUGUUAGUAGCAAUAGAAACAAUAAUUAUAGAAAUCUGAGAUGUUUAGAAUGGAAAAAAAUGGGAUUCAGCUGUAGAAUUAAGUAUCUCAAAAGUAAUAUGGCUAUUUGGACCAAAUCUCACAUUUUUCACCAAUUGUACAUUUCCUAGUUGUUGUAAAACGCUUGACCAGGGAUAUUCCACUAGUGGCCUCAGACUUGCAGUAUCAGAGGACUGGACCAUUGUAAAGAAUCUUACACUCAGGACUGUGGUGGGUGGAGUUCAACCACCUGCAUUUUUACUAAACGACCAAGCUAACAAAAAAAGGAUACCUAGAUAUUUUUUUUUUCCUUUCUGUUUACUUUUUGGCUUGCAGGAUACAUCAUGCAAGAUAACAACUUUUAAAACCAUGUUCCAUUAAUCUUCAAGAAGCAUGUACUUCCUACACCAUCCAUAAGUGCGUUCACUUAGUGCUGAAAUGUAACCAAUAACUAAAGUCCUUGCUUUUGUAUUUUUUUUUCCCUCCGGAAAAUGAAUCUCCAACUAAAUUUUUUAAAAUGUAACUGUAAUUAUUUGACAUGUAAGAACCUCACCACUGUGACUAAAAUUGAUGUUUUCAUUUAAUAUUGCAGGAUGAAUUCACUACAUUAGAUCAAAAGGUUAGAUAAAGCGUGUAUUGUAUACGAUAUUUCACUUUUUUUGAAGUUUGCUAAGAUCAGCAACGUAUUUACACUUUCUAAGAGUUUCACAAAUACAACUGGUAGAAUUGGAAAAAAAUAAACAUUUAUUUUAUGUAGGCAAAUACAAUUAAUUUGGGUAUCUUAAUAUGAUGACGGACGUGCUUAUGCAGUGAAACUGUUAAAAAGAUGGUUUGGAAGAACACUGGCGGACUGAAAGUCUGAUAGGUUUUUUAACAUCCUGUUUCUUCUGCUGCAAGUUUUGGGUAUCUGCUUUUAAUAAACUGCAUUCUUGCUACAA
Bombina bombina (fire-bellied toad) is the source of this 5663-nucleotide messenger RNA. It is a transcript of the gene ADCY3, whose product is annotated as adenylate cyclase 3. Gene Ontology annotation, molecular function: adenylate cyclase activity. The record is from RefSeq and is a predicted model, not a curated record. NCBI's taxonomy places the organism in Eukaryota, Metazoa, Chordata, Amphibia, Anura, Bombinatoridae. Gene Ontology annotation, biological process: intracellular signal transduction; adenylate cyclase-activating G protein-coupled receptor signaling pathway; cAMP biosynthetic process. Gene Ontology annotation, cellular component: plasma membrane.